GUCAUUCAUAGUUUAUGGAUGCCGCCUAGCCGCGAGUCAGCUGAGGAUUAUUUUUACAAAAAAACACGAAAUAUUCAAUAAACUAAUCAGAUUCUUGUUGCUCUGAUAUAUGCUACACAACGGUCUCUUUAGUGCAGCCACACAAAUUUCUGACAGUGUAAGAUAGCGUCGCGUUCAGUGUGCGUUACAGGCUGUUAUGUGGAAAAUGUCUUCACAGCUAGAAACCAUAGUUGCCGCCUACAAGACGUUGACAAAGAUCCCGUCUCUAACCGGUGGGAAGCUCAACAAUGCUGCUAAUAAGGUGACAGCUAAGUGGUCUGUUCGCAACUUGGAUAAAGGCAAGAACACAUCAUAUGCUACCUCGUACACCUUGGACAGCGAACUUUAUGUUACCGAUGAAAGUGAUUUUGGAACUGAUAUUAGUAAUGAAAUCCUAUCAGCCAUAUCUCCCCGGGAGAACUACAAAGCAAUAAUCCGCGAAGAGAAGAACGGCAAGGAUGCCAAGAAACAAUAUUUGGAGGUGUGGAACACCAACACUUUGUCUCAGAGCGUUGAUCUCACAGCCUUGGAUAUACAUGGAGAUGUUUAUGCUGACUCGGAAUUUGGCAGUCUGGACUGGUCCCCCGAUGAGAAAGCAUUAGUGUAUGUAGCUGAGAAGAAGUUGCCUAAAUUCGAGCCGUAUAUUAAGAGGAAAGCCGAAGAAAAACCUAAGCUAGAUGGUAGUGGAGAAACUGCGCCCAGAAAGGGUGAAGAGUUUUUAUACAGACAAGACUGGGGCGAGCAGCUGGUAGGCAAGCACCUGUCCGUCGUGGUGGUGUUCAAGCUCGCCACGGAGACCUUCACCGUGCUGUCCGGUAUACCGGACGGCAUGUGUCCCGGACAGGUGCGUUUCUCCCCGGACGGCAACAGCGUGGUGGGCGUGGUAUGGGAGACGGAGCCGCGACGCCUCGGCCUCAUAUUCUGUACCAAUAGGCCCAGUUACAUCUUUGAAUGUACGCUCGAUGGGGCUUUCAGAAAGCUAAGCGGUGACGGCUUAGCGGUUCGCUCACCGAGACUGAGUCCGGCCGGUGACUUGGUCUGGUUACAGCGUGAAGCGGGCGGGCCUCAUCACGCCUGCCACCAACUCGUUAUUAUGAAGAAGAAUACUAACACAAUCACCACACUCAUAGAUAUCAUAGACACAGAAGUAAAGACAGAGAAUGGCUACAGUUUCACCGGGCUGUACUGUCAGUCGCUGCCGCACAAGUGCUUCAGUGCUGACGGCAAGCGCCUCGUGCUGUCCACGCAGCACCACGCUGAGAUACGAGCCUAUGUCCUUCAUAUAGAAUCUGGCAGCAUAACGGACAUCUCGAACAACCGAGGCAGCCCCUACUCCACCAGCGUGGUGGACGUGCGAAGCGAUGUCAUACUGGUGACUUGUUCCAGUCUCGUCACUCCGGGACAGCUAUACAUAGCCCGGCUUCCAGCGGUCGGCAGCGAGGCGGCUACAUCAUGGUCUCGAGUCACGUGCAACUGUGACGCUACUGCGCCUGUGGCCGCAGCACGAGUUCGCUACCUGCAGCUGCAGCACGCAAACUCCACAGAUAGCGUCAAUUCGUUUUCGGCCAUAUACAUGGCUCCAAACAUUGAGAACAAACAGUUCCCUCUCAUCGUGUGGCCGCACGGAGGUCCUCACUCCAACUUUGUUAACGCAUACUCUUUGGAAGCAGCUCUUUUCACCACGUUGGGAUUCGCAUUAGCAAGAAUAAACUACCGCGGAUCAAUUGGUCAGGGCGAGGCAAACGUCCGUUCUCUGCUAGGCCACAUCGGCGACUACGACGUAAAAGACUGCCUUCUCACUCUAACUACCUUGCUAGAAAGAGAUGAAAGGCUCUGCCCAAAAAAUAUAUUCUUAAAUGGAGGAAGCUAUGGAGGUCUGAUUGUGGCCCAUCUGGCUGGGUUGUACCCUGAUAGGUUCAAUGCAGUUGUGAUGAGAAACCCUUUAAUAGAUCUAGCAAGUAAAGCGAAUUAUGCCGAUAAUUAUGAUGGGUGUGCAGCAGAAUCAGGUUUCGACUUCACGGAAAAGGGUCCAGUUUCUGAAGAGCAACUGCUCGCCAUGAGACGGUGUUCCCCCAUAGCUCAUGUGCACAAAGUGAAGGCACCCACUGCUCUCAUGUUGGGCAGCGGGGACAAGCGAGUGCCGCACUUCCAGGGUCUGGAGUACGCUAGGAGGCUGAAGGCUAAUGGAGUGCCUACCAGGAUAUACAUGUACGAUGACAACCACUCGUUGUCUUCACCCGCCGCUGAAAUGGAUAACCUCAUCAACGGCGCCCAUUGGUUCAUGGAGCAUUUGCAGUUAUAGCUCAGUGAAGACUCGAGUCAGAGCUAGAGUAUCGAUUGUUAUCGAUUAAUCGGCUGCCUCGAUUUCUAGGUAUCGAUUAAUCAGCGAUGAAGAUUUAAUCAUUUUUCAUAUUUUUUUCAUUUUUAUAAGCAAUAGUAUUUGUUAGGAAUACAUUAAUUGUUAUAUUAAUAUCUAAAAUUACGAAAAUUUAAAAUCGAUUGAAUACUGGUGCUUAUUGUCUAUCAGGGUACAGUUUACUUACUGUAAUAAGCAGGUUUAUAAGGGAAUAAUACCUGUAAAAAAUAUAUGUAAUUUUUUACUUACCUGUUAAUAAAUCAGUUAUUUUGCA
This is a messenger RNA of Helicoverpa zea (corn earworm), 2669 nucleotides long. Its product is annotated as acylamino-acid-releasing enzyme-like. Gene Ontology annotation, biological process: proteolysis. Lineage: Eukaryota; Metazoa; Arthropoda; Insecta; Lepidoptera; Noctuidae. Gene Ontology annotation, molecular function: serine-type endopeptidase activity. The transcript has 15 exons. The coding region runs from base 197 to 2341 and encodes 714 amino acids. The record is from RefSeq and is a predicted model, not a curated record.